ACCACCGCCCCCCGCGCCCAGAUCUCUCUCCCCCUGGCGCUCCGGCGAUUCGCGUAGAUCUGGGGUGGGGAGGGGCGGCGGAGGAGCGGGGGGAGAUCUGCGGCGAGGAGGAGGAGGAGGAGCGUGAUGGAGUUGGGGAUGGGAGCAGGGGGCGGGAUGCGGAGGUCGGCGUCGCACACGUCGCUGUCGGAGUCGGACGACUUCGACCUCACGCGGCUGCUCAACAAGCCGCGGAUCAACGUGGAGCGGCAGCGGUCGUUCGACGACCGUUCGCUCAGCGACGUCUCCUACUCCGGCGGCCACGCCAGGGGCGCGGGGUUCGACGGCAUGUACUCGCCGGGGGGCGGCCUGCGGUCCCUCGUCGGCACGCCGGCCUCCUCCGCGCUCCACUCGUUCGAGCCGCACCCCAUCGUCGGCGACGCGUGGGAGGCGCUCCGCCGCUCGCUCGUCUUCUUCCGCGGCCAGCCCCUCGGCACCAUCGCUGCCUUCGACCACGCCUCCGAGGAAGUCCUCAACUACGACCAGGUGUUCGUGAGGGAUUUCGUGCCGAGCGCGCUGGCGUUCCUGAUGAACGGCGAGCCGGAGAUCGUCAGGAACUUCCUGCUCAAGACGCUCCUGCUGCAGGGCUGGGAGAAGAAGGUCGACCGGUUCAAGCUCGGGGAGGGCGCCAUGCCGGCAAGCUUCAAAGUGCUUCAUGACUCCAAGAAGGGCGUUGACACCCUGCAUGCCGAUUUCGGGGAGAGCGCCAUUGGCAGGGUCGCUCCGGUGGACUCGGGGUUCUGGUGGAUCAUACUCCUGCGGGCCUACACCAAGUCCACCGGGGACUACUCGCUCGCGGAGACGCCGGAAUGUCAGAAGGGGAUGAGGCUGAUACUGAGCCUGUGCUUGUCUGAGGGGUUUGACACCUUCCCGACAUUGUUGUGUGCUGACGGUUGCUGCAUGAUAGAUCGCAGAAUGGGUGUUUAUGGGUACCCUAUUGAGAUUCAAGCCCUUUUCUUUAUGGCACUAAGGUGUGCUCUACUACUGCUUAAACAAGAUAAUGAAGGGAAUGAGUUUGUAGAGAAGAUUGCAACUCGUCUUCAUGCUCUAAGUUAUCACAUGCGAAGUUACUUUUGGCUUGAUUUCCAGCAGCUAAAUGAUAUUUAUCGCUAUAAGACAGAGGAAUAUUCCCACACAGCUGUCAACAAAUUCAAUGUCAUUCCGGAUUCUAUUCCAGACUGGUUAUUUGAUUUUAUGCCUUGUCAGGGUGGUUUUUUCAUCGGUAAUGUUAGUCCUGCAAGGAUGGACUUCCGGUGGUUUGCACUUGGAAACAUGAUUGCUAUACUAUCAUCCCUUGCUACACCUGAGCAAUCCAUGGCCAUAAUGGAUCUCAUUGAGGAGCGCUGGGAAGAGCUUAUUGGUGAAAUGCCUCUGAAGAUAUGCUAUCCUGCUAUUGAGAACCAUGAAUGGCGGAUUGUGACAGGUUGUGAUCCAAAGAAUACUAGGUGGAGUUACCACAAUGGAGGAUCUUGGCCAGUGCUGCUAUGGCUGCUCACAGCAGCCUGUAUCAAGACUGGGCGGCCACAAAUUGCAAGGCGGGCAAUUGACCUAGCUGAGAGAAGGCUGUUGAAGGAUGGUUGGCCAGAGUACUAUGAUGGGAAGCUUGGGCGGUAUGUUGGCAAGCAGGCAAGGAAAUUCCAGACUUGGUCGAUCGCAGGAUAUUUGGUUGCCAAGAUGUUGCUGGAGGACCCUUCUCAUCUUGGAAUGAUAUCGCUAGAAGAGGACAAGGCAAUGAAGCCUGUUUUGAAGAGGUCUGCCUCAUGGACAAACUAAGAUGUCGACGAAAAUUUUUAGGGAAGCAAAGUCAGUUCGGGAACAAGAAUUCUUUUGGGUAGCUCUUCUCUGCUCAUCCCUCCAUUUGACUUUCCGAAAUGGAAAAGUUUGUUUCAUCUGCAUUUUCCGGUUGUACAAUAUGUCAGCCCAUUUCUUAUUAACUAAAACGAAGCAAUUGCGGAAAUGGGCGUUUUGGUUUCGAUCCCUGCUUGUAAGAAGAUUCCUGCUUUGGGUAAAUCUUAAAGCUGAUUCCAGUUUCCCUGAUCUGUUGAUGGAGAGAAGUGCUACUCUAACGAAUAAUAAAGCUCAAUUUUCUGCAGCGCCUCCUAUCCAAAGAGUUCGUUAACAUGUUUGUUGCCUAGGAAGGCCAAGUCAUACAAACCGUGUGCCUCGUGUGUUUCCUCCUUUUCGUUCUCUUACAAAUUUGAAGUUGUACUUGUGUUCAAGGAAAGAUCAUGGCAAAAGCUUUUCCCUGGUCCCCUGGUUGGAUAUCUCAGUACCUUGUGUUCUUGAGACAUUGUUGGAACAUGCUAGUUUGUGCAAGCAAGUGAUAAUAAUUCAUUUGGAGUUUUUGUCUACGGCUUUAUCUUCGAAA
Oryza brachyantha (malo sina) is the source of this 2407-nucleotide messenger RNA. RefSeq names its product cytosolic invertase 1. NCBI's taxonomy places the organism in Eukaryota, Viridiplantae, Streptophyta, Magnoliopsida, Poales, Poaceae. The record is from RefSeq and is a predicted model, not a curated record. Gene Ontology annotation, biological process: sucrose catabolic process. The transcript has 4 exons. Bases 127 to 1812 code for a protein of 561 amino acids. Gene Ontology annotation, molecular function: sucrose alpha-glucosidase activity; endo-alpha-N-acetylgalactosaminidase activity.